UAGAAGCGUAAUGGAAUUUGUAACAAAUCUUGAGUUUUCUCAAAACUCAAAUAUUUCAGGUAUUACAUCUCCUCCCCCCUCCAAAUUGCCUUCUAAUUUGAUAUAUUUUUUUGUAAAAGAGUCUCCCCUCUUGUGUGAAACCCCCUGGGGAAGAGGCUAUGGACAAAACCAUUGGCAAACAGCAGAAACUGGCUUCAGACAAAAUGCUGUCAUACAUAGCAAAUGAAGAGACAGGAAAAAACAUUUCUGUAAUUUUCCAGCUGAGAUUUUACUUGUAAUAAGAGUGGAAGGCACAUUUCCAGAUAGAGGUAGACCUUACUUCACGAGCAGAAAGGAAAAGACGUGAUUCAUUCGGGAUGUUUGACGGUUAUGAUAGUUGUAGUGAGGACACCAGCAGCAGCUCCAGUACAGAUGAAAGCGAAGAAGAAGUUUCUCCUUUGCCAUCCAGUCUCCCGAUUAUAAAGAAUAAUGGACAGGUCUAUACUUAUCCCGAUGGCAAGUCUGGCAUGGCUACAUGUGAGAUGUGUGGAAUGGUUGGUGUACGCGAUGCUUUUUACUCUAAAACGAAACGCUUCUGCAGUGUGUCGUGCUCUAGAAGCUAUUCAUCAAACUCCAAGAAGGCCAGCAUUCUGGCCAGGCUUCAGGUAGCGGGUAAACCUCCAACAAAGAAGGCUAAAGUUCUACAAAAACAACCCUUAGUGGCUAAAUUAGCAGCAUACGCUCAGUAUCAAGCAACUUUACAAAACCAGGCAAAGACUAAGGCAGCAGCUGUCCCCGUGGAAGGUUUCAGCUGGGGUAACUACAUCAAUAGCAAUAGCUUUACAGCAGCUCCUGUUACGUGUUUUAAACAUGCACCUAUGGGGACAUGCUGGGGUGAUAUCUCAGAAGGUGUGAGAGUGGAGGUUCCAAACACAGACUGCAGCCUACCUACCAAAGUCUUCUGGAUAGCUGGAAUUGUAAAAUUAGCAGGGUACAAUGCUCUGCUAAGAUACGAAGGCUUUGAAAGUGAUUCAAAUCUUGACUUCUGGUGCAAUGUCUGUGGGUCUGACAUCCACCCAGUUGGUUGGUGUGCAACCAGCGGGAAGCCCCUAGUCCCUCCUCGAUCCAUCCAACACAAAUACACAAACUGGAAAGCUUUUCUAGUGAAACGACUUACUGGUGCCAAAACACUUCCUCCUGACUUUUCUCAGAAGGUGUCUGAGUGUAUGCAAUAUCCGUUCAAAACUUCCAUGAGAGUAGAAGUUGUUGACAAAACACACCUUUGUCGAACACGAGUAGCAGUGGUAGAGAGUGUCAUUGGAGGACGGCUAAGAUUGGUGUAUGAAGAAAGUGAAGACAAAACUGAUGACUUCUGGUGCCACAUGUACAGUCCGCUCAUUCAUCACAUUGGUUGGUCUCGAAGUAUAGGACAUAGAUUCAAAAGAUCCGAUAUUACAAAGAAACAAGAGGAACAUUUUGAUGCACCCCCACACUUAUUUAUGAAGGUAAAAGAGGUUGACACAGCAGGGGAGUGGUUUAAAGAAGGAAUGAAAUUGGAAGCUAUAGAUCCCUUAAACCUUUCAGCAAUAUGUGUGGCAACUAUUAGAAAGGUUUUAGCAGAUGGCUAUCUUAUGAUUGGGAUUGAUGGCUCAGAAGCAGCAGAUGGGUCUGAUUGGUUUUGUUACCAUGCCACUUCCCCUUCUAUUUUCCCUGUUGGUUUCUGUGAAAUUAACAUGAUUGAACUAACUCCACCCAGAGGUUAUGCAAAACUCCCUUUCAAAUGGUUUGACUACCUCAGGGAAAGCGACUCAAUAGCAGCACCUGUAAAGCUCUUCAAUAAGGAAGUUCCGAACCAUGGGUUUCAUGUUGGAAUGAAACUGGAGGCUGUAGAUCUAAUGGAACCUCGUCUAGUGUGUGUAGCCACAGUAACCCGCAUUAUCCAUCGCCUACUGAGGAUACACUUUGAUGGAUGGGAAGAUGAAUAUGAUCAGUGGGUGGAUUGUGAGUCUCCAGACCUCUAUCCAGUGGGAUGGUGUCAGCUAACUGGAUAUCAACUACAGCCUCCAGCACCACCACAAACAUCAAGAGAUAGCCAGUCAAGUUCAUCAAAACAGAAGAAAAAAGCUAAGUCACAACAGUACAAAGGACAUAAGAAAAUGACUUCAUUGCAGCUGAAGGAGGAGUUGCUAGAUGGAGAAGAGUAUAGCUUCCUUCAAGGAGCAUCCGAUCAGGAAAGCAACGGAUCUGCCAGUUACUACAUCAAACAAGAACCAUAAAGGCGGAGCUCAAAAAAGUGAGGGGCAGAGUAUUGGUGAGAGGAAAAGAGCCUUUCUCCAAGACUGACUGAUUUUGUUCCCACUUUGACAGGACAGUUUGGAUGGCUGUAUCCGGGGCACUUUGCUAACUGUAGAUGAGUUAGACUCAGUUCAGAGAUUUUUGGAAAGGCGGGGAAACUAUUUUAGUGAAAAAGAUUUUUCAAUUUAUUAAAAACAAAAAUGGACACUUUUGUGUUGUAUUUGAAGCUUUUGAAAGAAUUUUGUAAUAUUUUCAAGUUCAGAUUUAUUGUGCAUUGUUAACAAGAACUGAAAUUCUAAUUUUUUGGUAAGAUUAAAGUUUAAUUAGUAGGAUUGUGGGAAACUGUUGGAGGAAGAUAUAGUUGCAAGUACAAAUGAACUGUCAUAACAAAUGAACCUUUUUUGGUACAAGUUGGGAGACUUUUAGACUCUUGUGAACUGCACUGGUCACGCCUCUGAUUUUUAUUGUGAAAGUAAGGAAUUUAAGCCCUAAUUUAGAGGCAUGAAUUGUAGGUGGGAGAUAGUUCUGUAAAGCUCUACUCAGUGAGUAGCCCCAGUUGCAAUGGAGCCGUCACGAGAGAGAUUUUAACUUUUCAAGAUGUUUUUAUUUAGUUAAAAUACUUUUUUUAUAUAAGAUUUUUUAAAUAAAGCUCCUUUUGGGUCUGAUUCAGUGCCCAUUAAUAUCCGUAGCCUUGUCUCCAUUGACCGCUGUGGGCACUGCAUUGAGACUCUUAAGCUCUUGUCUGUACAUGAAUGUCUGUAGUCUUGGAAUGCUCCAGCAAAUGUUUACAGAACCCUAUGCCAAACUGGACCUUCAGCAAAUUCCCCCAUUUGGGAGAUUAGAUUCAGCUAUGAAUUUAGACUGGCAAAGAAACUAGAUGGACAAUAACUCAGGCCUGUCUUGGUAAUGAAAAAGGACUUCUGAGUGUUCUUUUCAUUUAUUUGUUUUUCCCUUCAGGAAGACCUAGAUAUUUUCUCACCAUCUUAGGUAUUUAUUUCUGCGCUUCAUCGCAUUUAAAACUGAUGUUCGACAUGGCUCCAGGUGAGCAGAG
Messenger RNA from Tinamus guttatus (white-throated tinamou), 3325 nucleotides. It is a transcript of the gene MBTD1, whose product is annotated as mbt domain containing 1. Gene Ontology annotation, biological process: negative regulation of DNA-templated transcription. Lineage: Eukaryota; Metazoa; Chordata; Aves; Tinamiformes; Tinamidae. Gene Ontology annotation, cellular component: nucleus. Gene Ontology annotation, molecular function: zinc ion binding; chromatin binding. The record is from RefSeq and is a predicted model, not a curated record.